Molecule: messenger RNA, 2012 nt
Organism: Corticium candelabrum
Lineage: Eukaryota; Metazoa; Porifera; Homoscleromorpha; Homosclerophorida; Plakinidae
Product: RING-type E3 ubiquitin-protein ligase PPIL2-like
Exons: 22
Coding region: 43-1863 (606 amino acids)
Biological process (GO): protein polyubiquitination; protein folding; protein peptidyl-prolyl isomerization
Cellular component (GO): catalytic step 2 spliceosome
Molecular function (GO): peptidyl-prolyl cis-trans isomerase activity; ubiquitin protein ligase activity
Source: RefSeq, a predicted model, not a curated record
AAGAUGUCUGACUUCGCGCAUGCUCAUUGGUAAGGUCUGAAGAUGGGGAAGAAACAGCAUCAGAAGGAUAAGAUGUACAUUACGUUUAGUGAAUGGACGUCAUUCUACGGAGGCAAGAAGGCUGGGGUAAGUGAAGGAGAAAAGGCCGCGUUCAGAAGACUUCCAUUUUAUUGCUGCAGGUUUUCUAGUUACCAGAAACUGAGAUGUGCACAGUACACUUGUUCGUCGCUAUUUACUAACCCGUUUAUCUGGUGUCUAUUUGUGUGGCUGUCUGUUUGUUUGUCUAUUUGUUUGUGUGUCAGACUGUCUAGUUGUCUGGUUGUCUGGUUGUUGUUUACCUGUUUUUUUGUUCGCCUGUCUCACUGCCCUAGAGGUCAGUAUCUAUGUACAUAUUUGAACAUAUUUGCAAAUACUUCUUCUUGCAGUAUUUCCAUGCAGCCUUUUGAGCACCCUUACUGCAGUCCAGAUGGCUUGGUGUUCGAUCUGCUUAACAUCAUGCCAUAUUUGAAGAAGUUUGAACACAAUCCAGUAACAGGAGAACCAAUGGAAGCAAAAGCAUUGGUCAAACUUACUUUCCACAAGAAUGCUGAUGGAAAGUUUCAUUGUCCUGUCACAUUCAAAGUGUUCAACGAAAAUACACACAUAGUCGCAGUUAAAACAACUGGCAAUGUUUAUGCAUACGAGUGCAUCGAACGUCUUAACGUGAAGCCGAAGAAUUUUCGUGAUUUACUCACAGAUGAACCUUUUUCAAGAAGCGAUAUUAUCGAUAUCCAAGAUCCUUCAAAUUUAGAUAAAUUUAAUCUAUCAAAUUUUCAUCAUUUGAAGAACAACCUGAAGCUGGAAGACGAGGAGGUUGCAAAGGCAAUGCAAGAUCCUUUGUAUCACCUGAAACGGCCUAAUGCAGAGACGAAGAUGAUUCUUGGGGAACUAUAUCAAGACUAUAAAGCUCCUGAGGUUCAAAAGGAAGCUAUCAAGGUGAAGGCUACCGACAGAACAGCGGCUCAUUACUCCACUGGAGCUGUUUCUCGUGCAUUCACAUCAACUUCUCAGCAAGUUGUUACAGAACACGAAGCCGCUGUCAUUGAUGAUACAACUCUAGUCUAUGCGGCAGUUUGCAAAAAGAAACUAAAGGGGUAUGUGAGAAUUAGAACAAGCAAAGGAGAUAUCAAUAUGGAGCUGCACUGUGACUUAGUUACUCAGACAUGUGACAAUUUUCUCAGACUUUGUAAACAAGGGUACUACAAUGAUACAGUAUUCCAUAGAUCAAUCAAGAAUUUCAUGAUCCAGGGUGGUGAUCCAACAGGAACGGGCAAUGGUGGAGAGUCAGCAUUUGGGAAAGCAUUCAAGGAUGAAUUCAAGCCAAAUCUGACCCAUACUGGAAGGGGUAUUGUAAGCAUGGCCAACUCGGGUCCCAACACAAACAAAUCACAGUUCUUCAUUUCCUAUAGAUCCUGUCGACAUCUCGACAAUAAGCACACCGUCUUUGGCAGGGUAGUUGGAGGAAUGGACACACUGACAGCCAUGGAGAAAGUAGAGACAGACAAGAAAGAUCGUCCCAAGGAGACCAUAAAAAUCAGAGAGGUAAUUGUGUUUGUAAAUCCGUUUGAUGAUAUCGAGAAACAGUUUGCUGAAGAAGAUGCAAAGAAACAGCAAGAAAAGCUUGCCAGUCAAGAUUCCAGACAUACGGAUGAAUUGUCAUCACAGCCAACAGCUAAGGUGUACAGAAAAGGUGUGGGAAAAUACAUCAAGCCAGCCUCAUCAUCUACCAGUGUCAAACGCCCAUCAUCACCUUCCUCGUCGAAUUCCUCAAAGAAAAGAGUAGUGUCAGGUGACGGAAGAUUCAAGGACUUCAGCAGUUGGUGAGGACCUGAAGACUCAAUCAGACCACAACCAGGUCAAACAAUGAGUUUCAAGAAUUGUGUAGAUAGAAAUGUGGUUGAUAGAGAGAAAGAGGGCGUUAUGGGAAUCACAAUGAUAAGGAGGCGUUGAAUGUGUAACACUGACCCAGCAGA